AACCCUAUCAUUUUCCUCAAAUCAAAUCCGUCUUCACACAGAGUCCCUCUCUUUGCGCCGCCGCCACCACCUCAACCUCCUCUUUGUCGUCUCCCCCCUCUUCGACGCAUUUCCGGCCACCACCUCAACCUCCUCCUCCUCUUCUCUUCGAGUCAAAUUAUUUACAAAGAUGCCAUCGGCGGCAAUGCUGCAAAUUUCGUCGCCGGCCAUCUCCUCAAACUGUUCUUCUUUCUUCGCUCCCAGCUGUCUCAACAUCAACACAAGGUCGCCGUCAAAGGUUUGCUUUGCGAAGAGAAAUGAUAAGAAUUUCAAGUGCGUGGCAGUGCCUGAUACUGAGAAACCUACUACUUACACGACAAAAGUUCCUCGCAACGCAAAUAUGGCAAAGCUUCAAGCUGGUUAUCUAUUCCCCGAAAUUGCAAGAAGAAGAUCGGCGCACAUGUUGAAAUAUCCUGAUGCACAAGUGAUAAGCCUUGGUAUUGGUGACACUACUGAACCCAUUCCUCAAGUUAUUACUUCUGCAAUGGCUAAGAGAGCACUAGGAUUAUCAACAUUUGAGGGAUACAGUGGUUAUGGAGCUGAACAAGGUGAAGAGAAACUUAGGGCUGCAAUUGCAUCGACAUAUUAUGAUGGACUUGGUAUUGAAGAAACUGAUGUAUUUGUCUCAGAUGGAGCAAAAUGCGAUAUUUCACGCCUUCAGCUUCUUUUUGGUGCCAAUGUGACAAUAGCAGUGCAAGAUCCAUCAUAUCCUGCAUAUGUAGAUUCAAGUGUUAUUAUGGGGCAAACUGGCGUAUUCCAGAAGGAUAUAGAAAAAUAUGGGAACAUAGAGUACAUGAGAUGCACACCCGAGAAUGGUUUCUUUCCUGAUUUAUCCACUGUUAAAAGAACAGAUGUAAUCUUCUUUUGUUCACCAAACAAUCCAACUGGCGCAGCAGCUUCUAGAGAGCAGUUGACACGAUUGGUUCAGUUUGCUAAGGACAAUGGAUCUAUCAUAGUUUAUGAUUCAGCAUAUGCUAUGUACAUAUCAGAUGACUGUCCACGCUCUAUCUUUGAAAUUCCCGGAGCAAAAGAGGUUGCAGUUGAGACAGCGUCUUUUUCAAAAUAUGCUGGCUUUACUGGUGUUCGACUUGGUUGGACAGUGAUUCCUAAAGAGCUUCUGUUUUCUGAUGGAUUUCCUGUCGCCAAGGACUUCAAUCGCAUAGCCUGCACUGGCUUUAAUGGUGCAUCUAAUAUCUCUCAAGCUGGGGGUCUCGCUUGUCUUUCUUCGGAGGGUCUUAAGGCCAUGACUGAUGUCGUCACUUUCUACAAAGAGAACACACAGAUAAUUGUCGACACAUUCACUGCGCUCGGAUUCGAUGUGUAUGGGGGACUAAAUGCUCCUUACGUGUGGGUGCAUUUUCCAGGUAAGAGCUCUUGGGAUGUAUUUGCCGAGAUUCUUGAAAAGACUCACCUGGUCACAACACCAGGCAGUGGAUUUGGACCUGGUGGUGAAGGGUUCAUCAGGGUUAGUGCUUUUGGUCACCGAGAGAAUGUUGUUGAAGCUUGCAAAAGAUUAAAGCAGCUCUACAAGUGAGCAAAAGCUUACCAUUUGGAAGUUCCAUGUGUCCUCCCAUCUGUGUCAGGCUCCUCUCCUGAUGUUAUUAAGUGUCACUUGUGAUGUAUGUUUGGCUAGGUGAGCUUCUGUUGGCCAUUUCUAUGAGAAUUGGGUGUCCGUAAGAAGAUUGUUUUACAACAUAUUGUAUUAUGGGCCUACGUUAGACUUCAUACCUUCGUAUUCUGCGUUAGAUAUGCUGUUGUCUACUUUGUGUUUGGCAUGUGUGAGUGUGGUGGUUGCUAUCA
This is a messenger RNA of Asparagus officinalis (garden asparagus), 1839 nucleotides long. Its product is annotated as probable LL-diaminopimelate aminotransferase, chloroplastic. Gene Ontology annotation, molecular function: pyridoxal phosphate binding; L,L-diaminopimelate:2-oxoglutarate transaminase activity. The record is from RefSeq and is a predicted model, not a curated record. NCBI's taxonomy places the organism in Eukaryota, Viridiplantae, Streptophyta, Magnoliopsida, Asparagales, Asparagaceae. Gene Ontology annotation, cellular component: chloroplast. The transcript has 11 exons. The coding region runs from base 170 to 1573 and encodes 467 amino acids.